UGUCAGUGGUGGAAAAGGAGCGUGUCUUUCCUCAAAGGAUGAUUUAACUAUCAACUGGGUUUUUUAUUAUGCCGAAUACAAACAUGGCAAUUGCGCCAUCCCUUUUCAAAACAGCUCAAUGAAAGAAAAAGUUUGAAGCGAAAGCUAAUCCUCUGCGCGCAACUAAAUAAUUUGUCCCAGAAAGAGCAGAACAGAGAAGUUGGACGUCAUUUUCCCCACUUCUUUCUUUUUUUCUAUUUAUUCAAACCAAGACAAUGGCCUACACUUUGGGCUCAGUCAUUGAGGGCCAGACACGUGGUGUAGGACCUCAGCACUGUAUCACACGGGUGGAGCUUUCUGUUACUGCUGCCAAUCUUCUGGACCGCGAUGUAGCCUCAAAGUCUGAUCCAUUUUGUGUUCUCUUCCAUGAAGUGGAUGGAAACUGGAUGGAGCUUGGCCGGACUGAAACUGCUGUCAAUAACUUGAACCCAGUUUUUGGCGUUAAGUUCCACGUGGACUACCACUUUGAAGAGAUCCAGAAGCUUCGUUUUGCCAUGUUUGAUGAAGACAAGUGUGCCACACAGCUCUAUGAACACGACUUUUUAGGAGAAUAUGUUUGCACACUUGGUGUUAUUGUAUCCAAUAAGAAACUUCACCGACCGUUAAUUUUGGCCAAUGGGAAACCAGCUGGCAAAGGAUCCAUCACUAUUACAGCACAGGAGCUGUCUGACAACAGAAUUAUCACUUUGACUCUGAGUGGGCGUAAACUGGACAAGAAGGAUUUCUUUGGGAAGUCAGACCCAUAUUUGGAAUUUCACAAACAGGGAGAAGAUGACAAAUGGAUGCUGGUGCACAGGACAGAAGUCAUAAAAAACACUUUAGAUCCCUCAUGGAAACAGUUUACCGUGCCUCUUGUUUCUCUCUGUAAUGGGGAUGUGGACAGAAACAUCAAGGUAUUGUGUUAUGACUAUGAUAAUGAUGGCGGUCAUGACUUCAUUGGAGAGUUCCAAACCACAGUGGCCAAGAUGAGUGAGGCACAGAACUCAGUGGAGGUGGAAUUUGAAUGCAUAAACCCAAAGAAACAAAAGAAGAAGAAGAAUUAUAAAAAUUCUGGUGUGAUUAUCCUAAAAUCAUGUAAGAUUACAAGAGACUACACAUUCUUGGAUUACAUACUUGGAGGAUGCCAGCUCAUGUUCACUGUUGGUAUAGAUUUCACAGCAUCCAAUGGCAGCCCUAGAGAGCCCUCUUCCCUCCAUUACAUAAACCCACUAGGAAGCAACGAGUAUCUUUCUGCAAUCUUAGCUGUUGGACAAAUCAUACAGGACUAUGACACGGACAAAAUGUUUCCUGCUCUUGGAUUUGGAGCACAACUCCCACCAGACUGGAAGGUGUCACAUGAAUUUGCAAUCAACUUUAACCCCACAAACCCUUUCUGCUUAGGUGUGGAGGGUAUUGCACAAGCAUACUCUGCCUGUCUACCCCACAUCCGUUUUUAUGGGCCAACAAACUUUGCUCCAAUCAUUAAUCAUGUAGCCCGUUUUGCUGCCCAGGCCCUACAACAAGAAAAAGCGGCGCAAUAUUUCACUCUCCUCAUCAUAACAGACGGUGUCAUCAGUGACAUGGAUGAAACACGUCAUUCUAUUGUUCAGGCAUCCAAGUUGCCCAUGUCCAUCAUUAUCAUUGGUGUGGGCAAUGCAGACUUUGCUGCUAUGGAGUUUUUAGAUGGAGACGCCAGCGUGUUAAGGUCCAACACUGGCGAAGAGGCUGUUCGAGACAUUGUGCAGUUUGUUCCCUUUCGGGAUUUUCGUAACGCACCUAAGGAAACCCUCGCCAAGUCUGUCCUGGCAGAGCUGCCUCAGCAGGUCACUCAAUACUUUAAGCAGCGGAACCUUCCACCUGCAAACCCAGCACCAGAGUGAAAUAAGUGAGAGGAGGAAAGCUUACAUUGUAAAAUAACUCUUCUGUUAACUACAGCAAUUGCAGAUCGAAAGUUUGUGUCCACCAGGGGCAAAUGCCUUAUAUAUGGCAGAUCUUGACAUCAAUUUAGCAUUUUUUUGCUUUGAAAGAGUGACAAAUACUCAAUACGAAUCCACAUGAAGAGGGUGGUUCUUUUCAAGAACUGUGAUGAAAGCAUAUAUGAACUGCAGGUGAAACACUGACCAUUCCAAUGGAAGAAUAUUUUUAUUGUUAAGAAUAUCAGUAUUUUGCUUUUUGCACGUUUUGUGAUCGAUACCAUGUGAUUCCUACAAUGUUGUGGCGUGAAAUCAGCUUGGCUGAAAUUUAUCAUUGAUCAUUUUCCAAUGAGCCGAGAGAUCAACAGAAGGCUUAUUUCUUGUGGACACUCCUCACUUGUGCCCCGAGUUGUAGCCAGAAAAGGCAUUCAACAUGAGUAGGAAGAGGGUGAGGCUGUUAUGGUGACAGUCAUACCACUAAAACACAGAUCAACUUCUCUUCAAUAAGGGGACAUUGUGCCAGUUCAUUGCUAGGGCUUUUGGCUCAUCCUGCAUGUUGCCAAUCAUUGUUUACAAAUGAACGAAGACCAUGUUGCGCAUGAUUUUUGUGAUUUCAAUUAUGUUUACAUCUUGCAAAUACUUUAAUGUAACAUGUUCAUUUUGUCCAAACUUGAAGGCAUCAGUAUUUGAGAAAAAUCAGUCACAAUGUGCUUGAGCAGUUUGUGCUUUGCACUAUAAGAUCAACGACAUAUUUAUGUCAUAUUUAGGUGUAAUAUGUAUUGAAAAACAAAAUAUUUUUGAUGUGUACUGCUGUGGCGACGUGUUUCAUUGUACAAUUACUAAAAUGUAAAUGGUUGUCCCUUUUGAAUCAAUGUCUGGCUUUUUGUAAACGUGUCUAUGUCAGCACUUCCGUAAAUAAAACUAUUUCAUUUUUCUCAUUGGA
This is a messenger RNA of Corythoichthys intestinalis (scribbled pipefish), 2874 nucleotides long. It is a transcript of the gene cpne2, whose product is annotated as copine II. Gene Ontology annotation, biological process: cellular response to calcium ion. NCBI's taxonomy places the organism in Eukaryota, Metazoa, Chordata, Actinopteri, Syngnathiformes, Syngnathidae. Gene Ontology annotation, cellular component: plasma membrane. Bases 255 to 1898 code for a protein of 547 amino acids. Gene Ontology annotation, molecular function: calcium-dependent phospholipid binding. The transcript is spliced from 16 exons. The record is from RefSeq and is a predicted model, not a curated record.